Cetraspora pellucida is the source of this 726-nucleotide messenger RNA. Lineage: Eukaryota; Fungi; Glomeromycota; Glomeromycetes; Diversisporales; Gigasporaceae. The record is from the annotation of a GenBank genome assembly.
AUGCCUGACCCGUGGACUAUGACUAUAUUCUCUGACUUAAAUACGACAUCGCCAGAAAGAAUGUUUCAUUUAAAAUUUGUUGACAUACGGAAUGUGCAAUUCGAGCAAAUUUUUAUCGGAUUUCCUACACAUCAGACGAAUGGGUGUAGUUCUUACAUGGCGGCUCGCUUAAUUCCAACAGUUGAGUAUGAAAUGAGUCAAUUAUAUAAAGUUUAUAGAGAAAUUGUUGGUUCAAACGCAAAAACAGAUGAAGCUACAAAUUCGGCGAUGAGUGGCUUGAAAAAUGAGCUGCGUAUGCAUUUUCGCAACUUUACAUUUAAACAUAGCACUCCUAAUUCGCAUGUUGGCCAAAUUAUUGAAUUUCAAAUUUUAAAUUAUGCUUCUCAGCCAUUAUCUAUUAUAUCAAUUCCUGAAGUCCAACCGCAGGUUGGUUCUAAUCCGAGUCAGAAUAAUUAUCCUGUAAAGCUUACACCAAGAACGAAGAAUAUGCAAUUCAGUUGCAGGAAAUGUUUCAACUGUGAUCCAAAUUAUAUUCGUCCAAUGUUUAGCUCAAGAAAAAGCGACCAUUUACAGAGCACUUCUGCACCUUUUGCUAUUUAUAGCGACAUUCGAAAUGGAUACAUUAAUAUUGUUGACUUCACCCCUAUUCAUUUCUUCAUAAGAUCUCGAAUUGUCUAUAAUGGCAAUUGUGAAGUUACUAUAAUGGCCAAGUUUCAAGUUAUUGAU